This is a messenger RNA of Papilio machaon (common yellow swallowtail), 1220 nucleotides long. RefSeq lists its product as uncharacterized. Gene Ontology annotation, cellular component: septate junction; membrane. NCBI's taxonomy places the organism in Eukaryota, Metazoa, Arthropoda, Insecta, Lepidoptera, Papilionidae. Gene Ontology annotation, biological process: regulation of tube size, open tracheal system; septate junction assembly. Bases 346 to 1014 code for a protein of 222 amino acids. The record is from RefSeq and is a predicted model, not a curated record. The transcript has 6 exons.
UUUUCUGUAAUAAAAUGUUUCUAAAAUGACCUUAAGUUUGGUUGAAAUAAGUUUUUUGUUUGUCUUAUGUUUCCCACUGUGGACAAGCGUGUGAACUCUUUGUCAUUGUGUGUUGGGUGAAUGUAAUGGUUGUGUUGCACACCAAAUGUGCUUCCCCACUUAGUGUGUAUUGUGAAACUUGUCAGUUAUUCAUCUCAGGCCCAUAACCUUGCCUUGAUUUGAGAAUUGUUCUGUAUUGGUACUGCAUUGUUUAGCUUAGCUACUUAAAAAAACAUAACAUUUAUGUAAUGAGAAAACAUUAAAAGAAUUAUACUAGGAAAUAAAGCAUUAAGGUUGUUGUAGACAAUGAAGAACAGAAGUUUAGCGGGUAACUGUGGCAUUGCUGUAUUCAUAAUUGCCCUUGUGACGGUGGCAUUGGCAUUCGGCACGCCUAGUUGGAUUGUCAGUGAUUCAAGAAUUAGAGGCAAUCAAUUAGACAGACUGGGUCUAUGGAGUCACUGCUUCAGAUCGCUCCCCGAUCCUUUGGAUCAAUAUCAGAGGCGGUUCUUUGUUGGCUGUAGAUGGGUUUAUGAUCCAUUCACUACAGGUUACGACCGUAUAUUAGGAUAUCUACUUCCAGGAUUCAUGAUAGCAACACAAUUCUUUUUCACCUUGUGUCUAGUGGGAGUGCUCAUUUCUACUAUUUUGGUUCUUGUAUUCUUCCUAUGUUGUGGACCUGAUCAAAAUAGAUUUAUAUUAAUAAUCCAGAGUAUAGGAUACAUAAUGUUGGGAGCUGGUAUAAGUGGUUGUAUUGCUGUUAUAGUGUUUGCCUGUUUUGGAAACACUGAAGGAUGGAUGCCAGGGCACCCUAAUAACUAUUUUGGUUGGUCAUUUGGUCUUGCCGUAGUUGGAUCUGUGGCCUGCAUCAUCACAGCGGCUCUGUUCUUAACAGAAGCAAACAUUCAGUCAAAGAAACGAAACCGAUUUAAAGAGUCGCAAGCACGUUUUGAGAUGGAACACGAGUCUAAAGCCUAAUACAGUUUUAGAAAGAACUGCCUUUUUGUAGGCUAAUAAGAGCUUACAGUGUUAACCAUUUUUUUUACAUCCACCAACAAUUGAUAUAAACUGCCAGCCUUAAGUAAGCUUUAAUAUUUUAAAAUGAUAAGGCUUCAUAAAGCUAUAUUUAAAUUUUAAGGACAAUAAUUCUUUUCUCAGCACACCAAAUUAAAAAAUAGUAUUUA